Messenger RNA from Microthlaspi erraticum, 357 nucleotides. Lineage: Eukaryota; Viridiplantae; Streptophyta; Magnoliopsida; Brassicales; Brassicaceae. The record is from the annotation of a GenBank genome assembly.
AUGACGACGAAGGAAUCUUAUCCAAGAAAAGGAAUGAUUCAAGACUAUCUCCAUCUAAAGAAUAGAGAAGGCCUUGAGUUGGAAACCGUGGAGUGGAAUUUGCGACUAAGCCAAUUGCUUGUGGCAGGAGGUGGAAUGUAUGUGGAAGUGUUCAACAGAGGAGUGAUUCCGUUGGCUUACAGCAGAAGAAAGAAGAACAAAGCUGGAGAAACCAACACUUAUUUGGAUGAGAUCUACCUUCUCUUCACUUACUUCACCAACCCCGAAUCAAUCACUCCACUCGAGACCGUUCUCAUUGCUGAUAACGACAUUAUCCGAUCUUCUUCCUUCAAGAUCAAGAAGAGAAAGUACAACUGA